Molecule: messenger RNA, 2029 nt
Organism: Juglans regia (Persian walnut)
Lineage: Eukaryota; Viridiplantae; Streptophyta; Magnoliopsida; Fagales; Juglandaceae
Product: tubby-like F-box protein 8
Exons: 6
Coding region: 437-1714 (425 amino acids)
Molecular function (GO): protein binding
Source: RefSeq, a predicted model, not a curated record
CGGUGGGUCGUGUCGUGAACUAAAUUUAAUGUGGGCUUGGAGUCCGGAUGAGAGAGAGAAAGAGAGAGAUGGAGACCUAAAAGAGGUCGAGUCUGAGGAAAGAGAGGUGGCGUUGCAUUAAUUGACCUGCAAUUUUCCCUUCUUGUGGUCUGGUGGAUCGCUGAUAUAAAAUUUGAGAGAAAAAAGUUUACGUUUUUUUAGAUCUUCGUGGAGAUGCUUAUGCUUUUAGAUCUUUGAUGGCGUGUAAUUAAGUUAGGGAGCUCUGCUUUGAUCGGUCUUAGUUUUCUACUUGUCUGUGAUUCCCCAGCGGGAUUUCUGGCGGGAACUGACACACUCUUCUUUUAAGCAGCUGUUUUGACAUGAUAACUGGAAUAUAAUCUAUCAGAGGGUUUCUUGAGAGAUUUGAUAUUAUUUCAUAGUGUGAUCCACCUAUAGAAUGUCGUUCCGUAGUAUAGUUCGUGAUGUGAGAGAUGGUUUUGGGAGCUUAUCUAGGCGAGGUUUUGAAGUCCGGCUAGCCGGCCAUCACAGAGGCAAAUCUCAUGGUUCAUUACAUGAUUUGCAUGACCAUCCCGUCAUAGUUCAGAACAGCCGUUGGGCUAGCCUACCCCCCGAGCUACUAUAUGAUGUAAUUAGGAGGUUGGAGGAGAGUGAGAGUACAUGGCCGUCUCGUAAGCAUGUUGUCGCAUGUGCAGCAGUUUGCCGUUCUUGGAGGGUUAUGUGCAAAGAUAUUGUCAAGAGUCCUGAGUUCUGUGGGAAACUUACCUUCCCAGUGUCCCUGAAGCAGCCGGGGCCGCGUGAUGGAGCUGUUCAGUGUUUCAUAAAAAGGGAUAAAUCUAACUUAACAUAUCACCUUUUUCUGUGUCUUAGCCCAGCUUUGCUGGUUGAAAAUGGUAAAUUCCUUCUAUCAGCAAAGAGGACUCGAAGAACCACAUGCACAGAGUAUGUUAUCUCUAUGGAUGCUGAUAACAUUUCAAGAUCAAGUAGCACUUAUAUUGGGAAGCUGAGAUCAAACUUUCUUGGCACAAAAUUCAUAAUAUAUGAUACGCAACCGCCAUUCACUUCCACUCACAUUCCCCCACCUGGGCGGACAAGCCGUAGAUUUUAUUCUAAAAAAGUCUCCCCAAAGGUUCCAACAGGAAGCUACAACAUUGCCCAGGUAACAUACGAGUUAAAUGUGCUGGGAACACGGGGCCCAAGAAGGAUGCAUUGCGUCAUGCAUUCAAUCCCGGCCUCGGCACUCGAUGCCGGUGGCACUGUCCCUGGCCAACCAGAGCUGCUUCCCCGCUCACUUGAGGACUCAUUCCGGAGCAUUUCCUUCUCAAAGUCCCUUGAUCACUCCGUUGAUUUCAGCAGCUCACGAUUUUCUGAAAUUGGUGGGCCCCACGAUGAUGAAGAAGAUGGCAAACUUAGACCAUUGGUUCUGAAAAACAAGCCCCCUAGAUGGCAUGAACAAUUACAGUGUUGGUGCUUGAAUUUCCGUGGGCGGGUAACUGUUGCAUCUGUUAAAAACUUCCAGUUGAUUGCUGCUACACAGCCUGCUGCUGGUGCACCAACACCAUCUCAGCCAGCCCCACCAGAGCAUGAUAAGAUAAUUCUGCAGUUUGGUAAAGUUGGUAAAGACAUGUUCACCAUGGAUUAUCGUUAUCCUCUAUCUGCGUUUCAGGCUUUUGCAAUUUGCUUGAGCAGCUUUGAUACCAAAUUGGCUUGUGAAUAGAAAGAGCAUAGACUGAAGGGUGGUAAAAAAAGCAUAACACUAUAAUGACGAUCUUUUUCUCCUUGUUAUAUCCUCUGCUCUUUUCUCGUUCUUCUGUCUUUCCUUCUACUGUCACUAGGAUAGGAAAUUCCUGUUGUCAAUGUUGCUUUGUUGUUGUAAAACUCAUUCGUAAUUGUGUUGCUGUCCUGCUAAUUGGGCUUACAGCAUUGUGAACUAAAACUCUUUGUACCUUCCUUCCUUCCUUCCUUCCAUUGUGUCAGCUCCAUUCAGGUACGAAUAUUAACUGCAUAAUGACGUUGGACAUUCAUCUUAUUA